GGCCCAUGACCGCCGCAGUCCGCCGCCACCCCCGCACCGCAAAAUCAUCCCCUCGGUCGUCCCUCUCCAGCGGCGAUGCUCGCCGGACCCAAUCGCGCCCCACCCCCCGCCGCCGCCGCCGCCGCCGCCGCCGACGACGACGAACCUAAAUGAGGAAGUAUCCUCACCCUUCUCCACUUCUCAUGGUUCCUCUCCCCAAUGCCCCCUCUCUCCCCUCCCAAGCCUCUCAGCCGCUUCCUGUCCCGUCCAAACCCGAGAAAACGACCCGCCCACGACCCGGGCCUUCCCUGCCUCGCCCGCCCCCUCCUUGACCUCUGCUCUCGAGGCCGACUCGCCGACGCCGACGCCGUCGGCUCCCUCCGCCGGCUGGCCCUCGGAGGCGUUCGCUUGCCCUCCCAAGUCCUCGCCCGCUUGAUCCGCCAAUGCGGCGCCGCCGGGUCCCUCAAGCAAGGGAAGCACGUGCACCUGCACCUGAAGCUCACUGGGCUGAAGCGGCCCGGCACGUUCUUGGCCAACCGUCUGAUCGAAAUGUACUUCAGAUGCAAUGACGAGGUGGCUGCGCGCAAGGUGUUCGACGAAAUGCCGGCGAGGAACGUGUACUCGUGGAACAACAUGCUCUCUGGGUAUGCCCGGUUGGGUAGGAUGAACUCGGCGAGGAGGCUGUUUGAGAAAAUGCCGGAGAGGGAUGUCGUGUCGUGGAAUACCAUGGUGAUGGGGUAUGUGCGGUGUGGUUGUUGUGAUGAGGCAGUGAGGCUUUAUAGAGAGUUGAGGAGGUCGGGGAUCGAGUGCAGCGAGUUUAGUUUUGCAGGCAUUUUGACUCUUUGUGUGAAGUUGAAAGAUUUGUGCCUUAGCAAGCAGAUUCAUGGGCAGGUCUUGGUUUCUGGCUACUCAUCCAAUGCGGUUAUCGUGAGCACUGUAGUCGAUGCGUAUGCAAAGUGCGGGGAGAUGAGUGACGCACGGAGAGCAUUUGAUGGCAUGCGAGUGAAAGAUAUUCUUGCUUGGACCACAUUGGUCUCUGGAUAUGCCAAAUGGGGCGACAUGGAGGCUGCUAUGGGAAUAUUUGAUCAGAUGCCUGAAAAGAACGCAGUUUCUUGGACUGCUUUAAUUGCUGGAUAUGCUAGAAAUGGUUUGGGUGAUAUCGCGCUUAAGUCAUUUUCAGAAAUGAUGAGACUUCACCUUAAACCUGACCAAUUCACUUUCAGUAGCAGCCUGUGUGCUUGUGCUAGCAUGGCCUCAUUGAACCAGGGUAAACAAAUCCAUGGCUUCUUAAUAAGGACUUACUUUAAGCCCAAUACAAUAGUUGUCUGUUCUCUCAUUGACAUGUAUUCUAAAUGUGGUCUUCUGAGUUCUGCUAGGCUGGUUUUUGAUCUUGUGGGAGAUAAGAAUAAUGUGGUUUUGUGGAACACAAUGAUAUCUGCCUUAGCGCAGCAUGGCCAGGGUAAAGGUGCGAUAGAGAUGUUUGAUGACAUGAUCAGGUUGGGCAUUAAGCCAGAUAAGAUCACUUUACUUGUCAUUGUCAAUGCUUGCAGUCAUUCCGGUCUUCCAAAGGAAGGACUGCAGUUGUUUGAUUCCAUCACACACGAUCAUGGAAUUUCUCCAGAUCAGGAACAUUAUGCAUGCAUGAUUGAUCUCUUGGGGCGAGCUGGUCUGUUCGACGAGGUAAUUAACCGCAUCCGUAUGAUGCCUUUUCCACCGGAUGAGCAGAUAUGGAAUGCCUUGCUCUGUGUGUGUAAGAUACACUGCAAUUUGGCUUUAGGAAAAGAAGCAGCCGAACACCUGCUUGAGCUGCAACCGAGCUCUCCUGAAGCUUACAUAUUUCUUUCAAGCGUCUAUGCAUCACUUGGGAAGUGGAAAUUGGUAGAGGAAGUUAGAAAACUUAUGCAUGAUAGAUGUGUAACGAAAGAUCAAGCUGUCAGUUGGAUAGAAACUGACAGUAAGGUGCAUUCUUUCUCCAUUGCAGAUGACUCGCAUCCUUCAAAAGAAGAAAUAUGUUCGAUGUUGGAUCAGAUUGCUAUCCAGAUGGAAGAAAACAAGUUACGACUCGAUACUCAAUAGUCACCGUAUGUAACCUCAAUUCUCAGACAUCUCGGAGUCAAUCAGGGAAGAUGAUACUUUGGUUGGAAAGAUCAACCUGCAAAUUUUGUUCUCUUGAGCUAGGUCAGGGAAGAUCAUAAUCUGGUUGGAGAUUAUCAACCUGUAAAUUUUGUGCUCGACUUAGGUGAAGGCCUACAACACCAACAUCAAUUCUUUUGAUGCUAAAGAGCUAGAUAGUUUCGAGUAAACUUGUAGUAUCAACAAAGUUUUGACCGGCUGCUGAAGACUUUUGUGCUUCAGGUCAUCUUCAUUUACCUCCCUUUGUUAUUGUACUUCAAAUUAGAAAUGACAAGAUUUUCUGGGUUUAUUUUUGAGAA
Molecule: messenger RNA, 2411 nt
Organism: Syzygium oleosum
Lineage: Eukaryota; Viridiplantae; Streptophyta; Magnoliopsida; Myrtales; Myrtaceae
Product: pentatricopeptide repeat-containing protein At2g21090
Exons: 1
Coding region: 199-2055 (618 amino acids)
Biological process (GO): RNA modification
Molecular function (GO): RNA binding; protein binding
Source: RefSeq, a predicted model, not a curated record